AGAGCUGAACACUUAGACAUCACUGAGAGCAACUUCUUGUUCUUGAAUUGACAUGGCGAAGCAGAACUACCCAGCAGCUUGCGGGAUCCCGAUGCAGGACAAUAGAGUCUACACUGCCCAGCCCCAGCCAGUGAUAGUGUCCAUGCCCAAGCAAAAAUUCAAUGAUGAUAUACUUUUUUCCACAUUCAAUCUUCACUUCUGUAACCCAUGCUGCCUUGGGUUUGUGGCCUUUUACAACUCCGUGAAGGCCAGGGACAGCAGAUUGCUUGGAGACCUCACAUCGGCACGGUUAUACGGCAGUAGAGCUCGAUGCCUAAAUAUUGCAUCCAUCAUUAUUUGUGCCUCUGCUAUUAUUAUCCUCAUCAUCGUUGCUGUCACAUUGAUUAAUCUCACAAGUUAUCGAUAUUAUCAUUAACUCCUCCAAAGAAUUAAUGUCUGAAUGUUUGUAUUGACCUGUAUGUACUUCUUUGUUUUUUAUUAA
Molecule: messenger RNA, 481 nt
Organism: Rhinichthys klamathensis goyatoka
Lineage: Eukaryota; Metazoa; Chordata; Actinopteri; Cypriniformes; Leuciscidae
Product: interferon-induced transmembrane protein 1-like
Exons: 2
Coding region: 53-415 (120 amino acids)
Cellular component (GO): plasma membrane
Source: RefSeq, a predicted model, not a curated record